CAUUUCUCCUGGUGCGUUUUUAUCGAGUGGUUAGUCGCUGGGGCCCCUUUGAGCGCCCCCCAUCAAUAAUUUGGCGCCACCUCAAUUUGACAGUUGACAUUUUAUCAAAAAUUUUGCAACCUGUUCCGUUUCCAUAAAGUGGGGAAAAUUGCGUUUUUGGCAAAACUGGGGGUUGUUUGCGGUCGUGGGGCGCGCCCUUGGUGCGCAGAGUGGGGCGCGAGUGCCACAAGCAGUUUUGGAUGAAUGUAGGUUAGUGCCAGUAGUGAGUUGGACUUGGUGCUCCCGCGAUGGAGGAGUUCAGGAACGAGAUUGUCUCCAGGAUACGCUCCUGUCUUAUCUCCACCAAGGGGCAGGUGACCCUCCGGCAGCUGGAAGAUGACUACCGCACCCUUCUUGGCGAGCGAAUCCCUUACGCAAAACUGGGCCACAAAACGCUUGAAAGUUUCAUAAUAUCAAUCCCGACCAUCAUUACUUCACGUAGUCCGUCAGGUGAAAUUUUCGUCGAUGCUCAAGUUUCGGAAAAAACCGCUCACAUUUCGAGCAUGGUACGUAAACAAAAAUCCGUACCGAAAAAACACGUCCGUAUUGCCCCGAAACUGAAUCGAGCGAUGGCACAGCCGCCUCCAAACGCCGCCAAAUGGCGCCCCAAACAAAAACCACUAAUGCGAAAGACUUACGGGAAUACGCCUAAGUUGGCGGCGGUUUCACACAAUCAGUUUGUCAAUAAUUAUAGUGGGUAUGGUAAGAAAACAGUGCCGUCGAAGGUGGUGGUUGUGGAGAGGAAGGAAGAAGUGAAGAGGAAUAAUUCGGUGGAGGUGCAGAGGAAUAAUAACGGUUUGGAAGAGGUGAAGAAUAACAGUAGGUUGGAAAAGGAUGAGGAGAAUUCGAUGUUUUCGAGCACUUUGAAACGGAUUACCCAGGUUAUGAAGAAGGUUAAUGUGGAGACGGAUAGUGGGACUAGCAGUCCGACGACCGAAUAUGCAGCAGGGUAUAAGUUAUCGUCCGAUUUUUUGAAGACUGGUGAUCCCAUCUCUGACCUUCGUAAUUUUGUCGCUUAUCAUAAAUUAGGCAAAGUCGAUGUGAAAUUCACUGAAACGAAAUUGAAAAAGUCGAAAGUGCCACAAUGUCACUGCAAAGUCACGGUGGGUCAACAUAAAUAUUCAAGUUAUCCGGAAGAUUUCUACGAUCGAGACGCAGCCGAACGACAUGCCUCUCAGAAAGCACUUGACGAUCUUAUGCAGAAAUAUAGUCGUAGAAGAUCGUUGUUGCUUUCGAGUAAUGAUGAUAUUAUUGAACGAAUUCCCCCAAUGUUGGAGAAACAUAAUAAUGCAGUGUGGAUGUGGCAAAUCGAAGCCGAUUAUCGAGAUCGGUUCAACGAGCAAUUGCCACCUGAUUGGCUACAAGUCAUCGAUAAUAGCCCUUUUGUUUCGAUUGAAAAAUGUCACGGUGGCUGCGUUCUCAAGCAUUGCAAUCCUGAUGAUGUUUUACAGAAAGGCAAAAAACUCGACAUAAGUUUAAACGUUGGCGAUGUUUCCGUCCCUUGUAACACUGUCGAUUUUGGUGACAGUAAUCGUUUGUAUGCCGUUGUUACGGUUGCACAUUCCGUCAACGAAAUCUGGUGUCAGCACUGCGGCACGCCUGAAUAUGAAAAAUUUGUCGAAAUGACCCAAAAUAUGGAGAGUUAUUACGAAAGUUACAAAACCGAACUCAAAGCAAAAAUGAUCAAUGCGGGAAGUUGUUACGUUAUUCAAAACGAAGGUUUGUGGAUAAGAGUUCGAGUGUUAAAAACGCCAGAAAAUGGUUACGUUGAUUGUUUUUUGAUCGAUUAUGGUGAAGAACUUAGCAUCUCAAUCGAUAAUGUUUAUUUAUUGAAACGACAGUUUGCUACCGAACAAGCACAAGCUUUUGUCUGUCGAUUAGACGGCUUGGAGGACUUUUACGAGGCAUCCAUCGAUUCCGAAAUUUUGGCAGGUUUGGUAGGAAAGGAAUACGUUCUAGAGAUCGUCACCGAUGAUAUAAGUGACACCGGUGACGUCACAAUUCCCGUUGUCAUGUAUGACGUCACAUCCGGUGCAUCAAUCAACGAAGAGUUGAUUUCAUCACUGACGAUCGAAUCGGCGAUUCCGGUCCUGGAAAAAGACUCAAUAACCGAAGUUUACGUUUCAAAUAUUGAACCAAACGGUGACGUGUAUGUCCAGGUCCGUACUGUCGGUUAUUUCAGUUUGAUGGAAGAUUUGAAGAAUUUAACCGAUAAUAUAACGUCUAAAAACCCCUCCCAGCUUUCUACUACCACACCAACCAAAGACAACAGCACCGGUAAAAUAUACCUAGUGAUGUGUAAAAUGACGCAACAAUGGCUCAGAGCAACGAUUGUUGAUUGGUCACCGAAAGGUGACUUAGCACAAGUGUAUUUCAUUGAUCAAGGAAAUGCCCAAGUUGUGAAUGUGACCAAUGAAAAAAUGUACGAACUGGAUAAGUUAGACAGUGUCUUAAGUCAGUAUCCAGGUCAGGCGAUUAAAGUUCGCUUCAUGAUUGAGAAAAUCCCAAGUGAUUUUGUGCAAAAAGCCGAGAAAUUGCUACCGAAAGAUCGGCCAGUUUUGCUCAAAAUUAUCAGUUAUGAUAAUGAGAAUGUGGCCUGGGUUGAGUUUUUCAAACGGACGACAGAUGGCGUACUUGUUUUCAUCAAUAAAUCUAUCUCGGUCGAAGCCGAGUUGCAACAAAACGUUGACGUUAGCAAUAAUAACGAGACCAACCGCAAAAGACUGCUCAAUUUGGUGCAAUUCAACGAAGCCAGCAAAAAUGUCCCAUCUGGGGGCUCUCUCCGAAAGCCCGAUUUGCCCAAGAUGGGCGACUAUUUCAACGUCAAUAUACCAUUUGCUGUGAAUCCCUGGAAUUUCUUUGUGCAACCGCUGGAUUCGUUCGCACGUCUCAAGGCGUUAAUGAACGAAAUGCAGGAGCAUUACAAGGACACCCAUUUUAGUCCAAUGCCACUUGAAGAGAUAAUUCCUGGUAAAAUUUACGCGUCGAAACACGAAGAUGGGCAAUGGUACAGAACCAACGUCUUGAAGGUCAUCCACGAGGGUUCGAUCAGUGUUUUUUACUGCGAUUUUGGUUAUUACACCAACUUGACACUGGAUCAGUUGGUACCACUGGAUGCCAAGUACAUGGGUUUGCCCUACCAGGCGCUCAAGGCGAAAAUUUCCGGAAUUAAGCCGAUUAAAAACAAGUGGACGAUGGAAGACUGCGAGAGUUUUAAAGAUCUGAUUUUGAAGAAACAGUUUGUUGGUGUUAUUACGAAUAUAGACAGGGACGAGUUUCAUAAAAGUGAUCUUAUCCUGGAAGUGUUACUGAUUGACACUUCCAGUGAGGAAGAUGUUAAUAUUAAGGAAGUACUCAUCCAGAAAGGUAUUGCAACUAGUGUGUAAGCUUCAUUUCGAAUUCCUAAAAAUAGUAUAUUUUUGUAUGGUUCAAGUUUUGUGUUUGAAUUUAUUAAGAGGUAUCAGUAUUGUUUCUGAUAGUGGUUGUUGCCAUAAAUUCCAACGUUUUAGGUUAUUGUUUUGGGCCUUCACCAAAGAAUGUUUGUUGUUUUUUUACUAGAUUUAUUGCUGUUAAUUACCAUGUUACAGCUAUGAACACGUUUAAUAAAUACCCUUUCAUUUCUUA
Molecule: messenger RNA, 3663 nt
Organism: Tribolium castaneum (red flour beetle)
Lineage: Eukaryota; Metazoa; Arthropoda; Insecta; Coleoptera; Tenebrionidae
Gene: tapas
Product: tapas
Exons: 10
Coding region: 288-3425 (1045 amino acids)
Source: RefSeq, a predicted model, not a curated record